Molecule: messenger RNA, 1488 nt
Organism: Auanema sp. JU1783
Lineage: Eukaryota; Metazoa; Nematoda; Chromadorea; Rhabditida; Rhabditidae
Source: the annotation of a GenBank genome assembly
AUGACUACAUCUGUUGAUGAUGUUGUUGCUACGGUGCUCGAACAAAUCGAAGAGAAAAGUUAUGCAGAUGAAUUUGAGAAGGCUGAUAAAAUAAGACUAGAAGCCAAUCAAUUCUUCAAAGACCAGGCAUAUGAUGUGGCUAUAGAAUUAUAUACCAUGGCUAUAGAGUAUAAUCCAACUGCCACUCUAUAUGCUAACAGGAGUAUGGCUUAUUUGAAGAAAGAGUUGUAUGGUAGUGCAUUGGAAGAUUCUGACUCAGCCAUCGCACUUGAUCGUAACUUCAUAAAAGCUUAUUACCGAAGAGCCACAGCAAAUAUGGCGUUGGGACGAUUCAAGAAAGCUCUGGGUGAUUAUGCUACUGUUGCUGGUGCUCUCCCGAAUGACCCGGAUGCCAAGAGAAAGCACGAAGAGUGCAAAAAAAUUGUUAAGCGAAUGGCUUUCGAAAAAGCUAUAGCUGUUGAUCAUGUGAAGUCUACGAGGCUGAAGGACAUUAAUUUAGAUAGCAUUGACGUGGAGCCCGGUUACGACGGAUUGCAUAUUGGCGAUCAUAUCACCCCUGAGUUUAUGAAAAAUCUUUUAACAAGCUUCAAAGAGCAGAAGAAACUUCAUAAGAAGUAUGCCCUGUAUAUUCUACAGAACUUACAUAAGUACUUGGAGCAACAGCCUACUCUUGUUGAAAUAGAUGUUCCUGAAGAUAGAAAAUUCACUAUUUGUGGUGAUAUUCAUGGACAGUUUUAUGAUCUCUGUAACAUAUUCGAAAUUAAUGGAGUUCCGAGCGAAACCAACCCUUACCUUUUCAAUGGAGACUUUGUGGACCGAGGAUCAUUCAGUGUUGAGACCAUUCUUACUCUUUUCGGUUACAAGCUUCUGUAUCGCGAACACUUCUAUCUUUCUCGAGGAAAUCAUGAAAGUGAUGUGAUGAAUAAGAUGUAUGGAUUCGAAGGAGAAGUGAAGCAAAAGUAUGGUAUGGAAAUGACUGAGUUCUUCACUGAAAUCUUCUGUUUGCUUCCUCUGUGUCAUUUGAUCAACAAAAAAAUCUUUGUUUGCCAUGGUGGCUUAUUCAAAGAUGAUGGUGUCACAUUAGAAGACAUCAAAAAAACCAACAGAGUCAGACAGCCUCCCGAUAGUGGUAUCAUGUGUGACUUGCUCUGGUCUGAUCCUCAAGACUUGCCUGGUCGUGUGAGUUCGAAACGAGGAGUUGGUUGCCAAUUCGGUCCUGACGUAACAGAUGCUUGGUGUAAACUGAAUGGUGUCGAAUAUGUUGUUAGAAGUCACGAAGUCAAACCAGAAGGAUAUGAAAUUCAUCAUAACGGGAAAUGCAUAACGGUCUUCUCGGCCCCCAACUAUUGUGAUCAAAUGGGUAAUAAAGGAGCCUUCAUCACGAUACAAGGAGGAAACUUGAAGCCAAAAUUCACUUGUUUCGAUGCCGUACAGCAUCCUUCAAUUCCACCGAUGUUGUAUGCUAACAAUUUGUUCGGGUUCAAUUAA